GAACGAGUUUGUGCGAGACAAUGCGGGCAGUUUUGACGUUCUUGGCAUCCCAUGUGUGACAUUAGCUUACAUGCCUCCCUUUCCAUCCCGCAACCUAGGAGCAACCCACCAUGAACUCUCCAAGCUUCCCCUCAAUAUUCAUCGCCUGUCCCUGCAGCGACAACGUCGGACAGCGUACGCCGGCACGACUCCGCAACUCCUCGUCGGCCGCAGACGCCGACUACGCCGAGGAAGAAGAAGACGCCUUCAAUCCACGCGCGGCGCGCUCAACAUUCUCCCUCUUCCCACUCGAAAAUCUCCUCUUCUGCGAAGACUGCAAUCAGGUCCGAUGUCCACGAUGCGUCCUCGAGGAGAUCGUAUGCUACUUUUGUCCGAGCUGCCUCUUUGAGGUGCCGAGCUCCACCGUCAAAUCGGAGGGAAACAGGUGCACGCGCAACUGCUUCUCCUGCCCGGUAUGUACUGCGGCAAUGUCAGUCACGGCCACGGGCGAGGACAGCACCGGGCCGUUUAUCCUGCUGUGUUCCCACUGCCUCUGGUCCUCCGCCGACAUCGGCAUCGAUUUCGAAAAACCCACGUCGAUCACCGUGCAGCUGGCACAGAAGCUCCGGCUCGCCAAUGCCGCGGCGGCUACGCUCUCGUCGCCAGAUAUGCUGUCGGCGAGUUCGAGACCGCUUUCCCCGAUGGGCGCGGGUGGAACGUACCUGCGACCGCCGUCGCCGUCGAUGCAACCGCCCGAUCACCCGGACGACGCCGAGUACAUACGACUCAAGGGGUUCUACAAUCAGCAGAAGGUGCAGGCUAGUACGGAGGACUAUCCUGGUGGCGGAUCUCUCACACGGCUGAUUGGGUUGUACGCUGGAGGGGCUGGCGCAGGGAGGUUACGCGGUUUUGCGGGGAUGGGAGGAGGAGGAGGGCCUAGGGAGGGCACUUCUGCUCGGAAUAAGACUGCGUGGCGGGAGGCGGGCUCGCUGCGGAUUGUGGACGAUGAGUCGGAGCUGAUCGAGCGGAUGCGGGAUGCUGGGUUCGGCGGGUGCACGAGUCAGGCACAGAGGAUUGUUCAGUCGCAUUCACCAAGGCUUCUGGAUGAGCUCCGGCCGCUGGCAGCGUUGCUGCGGACUAAACGGUCGAAGCGGUGCCGAUCGUGUAGACAUAUCCUCGUUAAGCCGGAGUCUAAAGUCGGUUCGAUUAGACAUAGGAUACGACUGGUGGCUAGUUCCUACAUUCCCCAACUCGCCAUCUCCCGUUUGGACCACAACCAAGUAAACUACCACAACCUGCAGCCCGGCGCAACACACCAAUUCCUCCUGGCGGUAACCAAUCCGCUCUACGACCCCAUCAACAUCACGCUCGCAACACCCGAAAAGACCCCUGGACGUUACCCAGCAACAGUGUACAUCCUCUGUCCCGAAUUCGAAGUCGGCGCCAGCACCGACGUCUGGGACGAAGCCCUGGGGCCAGAGGCCAAAGCCAACCCCAAGGCGUCCAAGGGCAAGGGCAAAAAGACGGGCCUCAUGUCGACGAUCUACGACAGCGGUAGAAACUGGACCACUGUGAUCCUCGAGAUCGUUCCGCCAAUUUUCCCCGCCGGUGCCGAGCUCACGGAGGAUGACUACAUCGUCAAGGUCCCCAUCUUGGUGCGCAGCGUGUAUGAAACCGACAUUGAGCGCGACGACGGGAUUACCAAGGAGGGGAGGGAACGGAAGGAACAUUCUUACUGGAGUGUGUUGGAGGUCGGGAGGAUCAAUACUACGCCCAGGAGGGAACCGGUGAUUAAGUCUUCAUGAGCUGGUCAUGAGGCGGUGGGAGUGGCUAGAUUUCGAUUCAUUCUGAUGGCGCUGCGGUGGAAUGGGUUGGGACGGGAUGGGAUGGAGGACGGAGUUUUAAUACCAAUUACUGUUAUGUGCCCCCCCAUUGUUUUUCGGGCCGGUGGAUACUCCAACUUAGAGAUAUGUAGAAUAGAAUAUCCUCCCCAGAGUCCAGCUGUGUCCGGUCAAUGGUCGGUCCGAUUGAGCGAGUACGUACUAGACAUACACUU
Molecule: messenger RNA, 2035 nt
Organism: Tricharina praecox
Lineage: Eukaryota; Fungi; Ascomycota; Pezizomycetes; Pezizales; Pyronemataceae
Product: dynactin p62 family-domain-containing protein
Exons: 3
Coding region: 111-1784 (557 amino acids)
Cellular component (GO): dynactin complex
Source: RefSeq, a predicted model, not a curated record